CGGAGGGCUGAAGUUGGAACGACCUUCCUUUUCCCAUCAUUUGGUUUUGGUUUUGCUGUUGUUGUUGUUGUAGGAAUGUUUCCUCUGCUCUUGCUGCAGCUUCUGCAUGCGGGAUUUGGAUCGCCCGGAAUGUUCUUUAUUAUCCAGAGCUGACGGUAUUACUGGGUUUCAAACCAAGAAAUCCCUCCAGAGCUACAUUGUUGUCUACUGGAAAAUAUUGUAGGAGAACAAGGAAGAAUCUAGGACCAUCCAAGAGUAAAGAUGAUCUUCAAACAGUUGUCACUUGAAACUAAGGCUGCAGCAGUUGCUGGAGUUGUCUUCUUCUCCAUGAUAGCAUCUCGAACAUUUUUGGCUGAAAGGAUUGAGGAGAAGAGUUUGAGGUGGCUGGUCAGACUUCAGAUGUUACUAUUUGUUAAUGCCCUGAUGCUCAUAGGAUCGCUUCACAUAUGGAGAAGACUUGUGACCGUGUUCUACAGAUUACCAACUGCCAUGUUGUCCUGUUUCACCUUAUGGAAAACAGCUGUGUUAAUGUUCCUGAUUUUGGCACACUCGAGCUUUUUUACGGCUCUGCUGCUUGUGGCCGAGGAACCGUAUUUCUUUUCUUUAGCUGCUCAUACCUGCCUCGGAGGGUACAUCCUCCUUAUUUUCUGCCUCUUCGCCCUAGGCUCCUUGGAACAAGCUUAUAAGCUCUUGUUCCAAAGACAAGCAAAGAUGGGCAGUGUCAGUAAAAAUUGCAAACUGGCAAUAAAGCCAGCUCUAGCGGUUGUGUUGACAGUUGUGUUGACUGUCCUGGGACUCCUCAAUGCUUCCCAACCUCCUGCCGUGAAGUCAGUAGCGAUUCCUCUUCACAAACUGCCACCGUCUAUGGACCAAUUGAAGGUGGUCUUGCUUUCAGAUAUACACCUGGGGCCAACCGUUGGCAAGACCAAACUAGAAAUGGUUAUAAAAAUGGUUAGGACUUUGAAACCGGACAUCACGGUGAUUGUGGGUGACUUGACUGAUUCUGACGUGAAAGGCCUUGGGCAUGCUGCGAAACCUCUUGGCAUGCUUAACUCCCCACUGGGAACUUAUUUUGUCACAGGCAACCAUGAGUACUAUACCUCUGAUGUCAACAGUUGGUUUGAAGUGCUGAAAUCACUAAACAUCCGCCCUCUGCAUAAUGAGAACAUCAAAAUUGCGUCCCCUAAGGGUAGGAGCGCCGACUGGUUUUGUCUGGCAGGGGUAGACGAUAUCGAGGCUAAGGCAAUGCAUUACCCUGGCCAUGGGAUGGAUUUAAAUAAGGCUCUCGCAGACUGUGGCACAGAUCAUGCCAUCAUUCUUCUUGCCCACCAGCCACUUGCUGCUAAAUGGGCUCUCCAAGCUCGGCCAGAUAUAAAUUUGAUCUUGUCUGGGCAUACUCACGGAGGGCAGAUAUUUCCUCUGAAUAUUGCUGCCUAUUUCUUGAAUCCAUUCUUUGUUGGCUUGUACAAGGUCGGACAAAACACCUUUGUGUAUGUUAGCCCUGGGACUUUGUAUUAUGGAAUGCCAAUGAGACUGGGAAGUAGAGCAGAAAUAACAGAGAUAAUUCUGCGUUCUCACUCAUCAGUAUGAAAUAAUUUAUUUCUCUUGGGCUUGUGCAGUGCAUCUUCUUGUUCAUAAGAUGCCACAAUUUCUCUGGAAUACUGAUGAGCAGGUGGUUAGACCUGCAAGCUUUGGAAUCUUCUAUUACUUCUGUUACCAAGCCCUGUUUUGAAAUUAAAGUGGUAUAUAAAUUACAGUAGUAAAGAAUAAUGAAUAAGAUGAAGUACAAAAUGUAAUAGCUUUUGGGGAUGCUACCUUUGAAACUCUCUUGAAACUUUAAUGAAAACGUUCGGGGUGUGUAACAUUGCCGCAGGUAAGAGUCAGUGAAACAACAAGGUUGUGAGAUAAGUUGUCAAACCAGUAUAUUGCAUUUUUGAAAAUUCCCAUUAUUUUCUGCUUUUUGUAUGGUGGCACUUUCAUAUUUAUCCAGAGUUCUUGCAUUGAUUCCUUUGCUGAAAUGUUAUGUUUUGAUCUGUGAAUUGCCAUUGAAAUUGUUGAAAUGCAUUAAAAAGAAUAAAUUAAAUUAAAACAUACUCAUUGUUGUGGCUUUUGGUGUGUUGUGUAUUGCUGCUUCUGCUUUGUUUAUUGUGACCUACUCUGAACACAAUCUCCUUUUGUGGAAAGUGGUAUACAAAUUAAAAGUCUAGCCCCGACUACAAGCAGGAGUCUCUUCCCCUGCAACAUACAUCCAACUAAACUGAAACUAAAAAUUACAUAUGCUAAAGCUAUUUUUGGUCACCUGCUUACUAUCCCUUGCUUUUUCCUGUAGCACUAAUUGCAGUUGUUAACAGUCCAACAGGGUUACUGUCACAGGAUGUGCGUUGCGACUACUCUAGAGUAACGACUCUCCAGACCUUUGCCUUUUCAUGCUUUUAUUAAGUGCAGGCUAUUUACCGUGCUAGAGCUGUACAGGAUACAUGUUCUCAGUCUGACCCAGAACCCUGGAAUGGCGCUUCCUGCGUUUUCUUCCAACAUAAGAGUCGGGGCACCCCAAAUCUCCUCCCGCAUUUCCUCCUGCGUAAUUCCGGAACCGGAGGGAAAAAGGGUAUCCUUUCUAUGUUUUCCUUCUCCCCCUCUUCCCCCUCUCUCUCUUCCUGUCCCACGUGCAGCAGGGGCUCUCCUAUGCUGCCAGAGCCCUGUCUCCUUCCUCCUUCCUGAAGAAGUGUGCAUGCACACGAAAGCUCAUACCAAAAUAAAAACUUAGUUGGUCUUUAAGGUGCUACUGAAGGAAUUUUUUUAUUUUAUUUCAGUUAUGUUUACGCUUAGCUACCUGUAGGGCAUGGGAACCAGGGGGUUGUUCCAAAGAUUUCAUAGAAAAGUUGGCUUUUAAACCAUGAGAGGUGGCAUCAGGCAGGUGUUCUGAGAAAUGGGUUCAAGCUAAACUGGGCAGCGAGGGCAGAGCUUUUAAGGUUGGUUGGAUGCAAAGAGCAAGAGGAUGUGAAGAGCAAGAGAUCAAGAUAGAAGAAGAUCAGGGUUGGGAGAGAGAGGACGGCUAAUAUAGACCUAAAGGCAUGCACCUAUAGAAUAGGGUUAUGAAAGAAAAAUAUUAAAAUAAGAGGGUUGAAAGAAAAAAACGGAAGGUAGCAAUGUAAUUCUUUAAGGAAAAAAAAGAAAUGUUGAUUUUGUAGAGAUAAUUGGUUUAUAGGUUUUUCUUUUAGGAUUGAAUAUUUCAGUGCUGGUACAGAUAAUCAAAAUGAAGUGAAUGAUUUGGCAGAAAUAAUGAUGCCAGGGCAGGGUUAUAUUAAAUAUUCCUUAGCACAGGGUUGGCUAACCUGUACCCCCUAGAUAUUAUUGGACUCACAGCUCCCAUCAGUCCCAGCUUGCAGGGCUGGGCUGCAGGUUCCCCACACCUGCUGUAAAGGUUAAAAUAGUAAUUUUGGUAACGUUUGAUCAGCACAGAGGUGCGUUUUGGGUCUUGUAUGUGUGGUGGUCAGUUCUGAAUUGUUACAAUGCUGGUACUAUUUUGCAUUACAGUAAACUAGACUGGAGGAGGGGAAAUGUUGGUUUGAGGAAAGUGUGCCUCCCUCUCCUGGCAUGGAAGGGCCAUGUCUCUGCUUGUGAUAAAAAAUAAAAAUAAACUUCUGUUCUUUCCUGAAAGCUAAAGUUCCUGUCCACCUAACGUAU
Molecule: messenger RNA, 3684 nt
Organism: Zootoca vivipara (common lizard)
Lineage: Eukaryota; Metazoa; Chordata; Lepidosauria; Squamata; Lacertidae
Gene: TMPPE
Product: transmembrane protein with metallophosphoesterase domain
Molecular function (GO): hydrolase activity
Source: RefSeq, a predicted model, not a curated record